Molecule: messenger RNA, 1122 nt
Organism: Cyphellophora attinorum
Lineage: Eukaryota; Fungi; Ascomycota; Eurotiomycetes; Chaetothyriales; Cyphellophoraceae
Exons: 2
Coding region: 1-1122 (373 amino acids)
Molecular function (GO): dioxygenase activity
Source: RefSeq, a predicted model, not a curated record
AUGGCCGCAGCAGUACAGAGCCCACCGGGCAUCCCGUCUCGCCCAGUAGAGACAUAUGUCCAAGUACCAGAAACAAAACACUCUGGCGAGUUGGACUGGGCCGAUCUUGUGACGCUUGAUCUCUCACAAUUUGAUCAACCUGGUGGGAAGCAGAAGCUUGCAAAUCAGCUCAAAGACGCUGUUCAUCAUGUCGGCUUCUUCUACAUCACCAACUUCGGACUCUCGCAAGCCGAGGUCGACGAGCAGUUCGCUAUCGGCCGCGACAUCUUCGCGCUCCCCAUGGAGGAGAAGAUGCAGCACCGAGCAGCCAUGGAAAAAGGCCACUACUCCGGCUAUCGAUGGCUUGGUAUGAGUGAAAUCGUGCCUGGUCUAAAAGACAACGUCGAAAUGUACAACCUCUUCAAGUUCAACGGGAAGCUCGAGCGAUCCCACCCUGACGUGAUCAACGACAACCGACCUACCAUUGAGAAAUUCCAGAAGCACAUCGCUCAGGACACGGUCCAAAAACUGCUCACCCUCAUCUCCAUCGUCCUUGAGCUGCCCGAGGACUACCUGAGCCAGGGCCACAAGUGGGAUGACGUCUCCGACUGCCACCUACGAUACAUGAUUUAUCGGGCACGUACCAAGGAGGAGAAUGAGCGCGCUGGAGGCUUGUACUCGAAAGGCCAUAGUGACUUUGGUAGCUUGACCCUACUCUUCCGCCAGCCGGUUGCGGCCUUGCAGGUACGAAUGCCGGAAGGGGAGUGGAAGUGGGUGAAGCCUUACCCAGGAUCCAUCACAGUCAACAUCGCCGAUGUGCUGCAAUUCUGGACAAAUGGGUACCUGAAGUCGUCGAUCCACCGCGUGUCUGUCCCACCUGAGGACCAGGCCAGUCAAGACCGCUUGGGGUUGCUAUACUUCUUGAGGCCUUCCGAGGAUCUUGAGCUGGACACUGUUGAUAGUCCCCUGUUGAGGAGAUUAGGAUUGAAGGAUGAUUCUGCAGCUGGCCAGGGCAAGGGUAUUAAGGCAGUCGAUUGGGUCAGGGCCAGAGUCAAGGGCAACAUGGACAAGCCAGAAGCGAAGGACAGUCGAGGUGAUGGGAAGGCGGUCGUGGGCGGGUUGAGGGCUAAGUACUAUGACUAA